This is a messenger RNA of Linum trigynum, 1405 nucleotides long. NCBI's taxonomy places the organism in Eukaryota, Viridiplantae, Streptophyta, Magnoliopsida, Malpighiales, Linaceae. The record is from the annotation of a GenBank genome assembly.
GCAUAGAGCCUCAUCUUCCAAUAACCCUAUUCAAUCUUAUCUUCUUCCUCCUAUCUUCUUCCCCUCCUUCCUCAAACCCCUAAUUCCAUAUAAGAAUUUCACAUGAUAUCAGAGUCUGGUUGCUAUUGAUCAACCAUUUUUCUUCUCAAGACUUACCUCUUAUCUUCCUUACAAGCCUCUAUUUCAUUUGAUACACGAUGAGUACAUCUGCUACUGCAUCUGACUCUACCACUAGAGCAAUGGUGAAUCGAAAACUAAAUUUGAAGAUCCUAACAUGAAUCCCUACUACAUGUCCACUAGAGACAGUGCAUUCACAUCAAUCCUCUCUUUCAAACUCACGGAUGAUAACUAUCUUGUGUGAAGUGAAUCCAUGGAAGAUGCACUCAGAACCAAAAACAAGAUAGUUUUCAUCGAUGGGUCUCUGCCACCUCCAGAUGGUAACAAUCCCUUACAUUCUACUUGGGUGAGAGUUAAUGGAACCAUUCUAUGCGGGAUUAGGAGUUCUGUAUCUGAUGAUAUUCUACCUAGUCUUAUGAAAAUCAAAACUACUAGGAAAGCUUGGAAGUACUUGAAAUCCAAGUUUGGUCAGGGAGAUUUCAUUAGAAUAGCUGAUUUGCAAGGUCGUCUAGCCACUUGCAAUCAGGGUAAUCAAUUUGGGAGGCAGUUCUACACAGAUCUGAAGGUUUUGUGGGAUGAACUGGACUCCUAUCUUCCCAUUCCUAUGUGUGAUUGUCCUUCCAAGACCUAUGAAACUGUGUGUAUGUACAGGGAAAAUGGUAGAGUCAUCAAAUUCCUACAGGGAUUAUCACCUAACUAUCAAAUGGUCAAGACUCAAAUGCUUCUGGUUGACCCUCUGCCUGACCUUGACUCAGUUUACAAGUCUUCAUUCAGCUGGAAAGACAGAUGAAGGGUAAUGGUUUGAUUGGAAACAAGCCUGCAGUAUCCAUUGCUUUAGCAACAAGAUCAAACCAAUCACAGAGACAAUACCAUAGGUCUCAGUUAACUCCUCAACCAGAUCCAAACCAAGAGCUCUUUUGUGUUUACUGCAAGAAGAACAUUCAUAUGAUUAAAGAUUGUUAUAAGCUGAAAAUGAAGAAAGCUAGAGAGAAAAUGCAGGAAGACAACUCUAAAUUUGCUGGAUCUAUUGAUGUUGGUGAACUUGUUUCUCAGGGUGUUUCACAUGGAGGACAAAACAGUCCCAAUGACACUCAUUCCAUUCUUGCAAGUAUAUUUACCGCCAUGGAAGAAUUCACAAAACUGAAAGAUAUGAUGCAGGAACAGACUUCACCAUCACCACCAUUGUCACCUACUGUCCCUGCUGCACAUUCAGUUACUUUGAAUCGGCCUUCCACUUCUAUGGCAGGUACACACGUUCUGUCAACAAGAAUGAAUGGAACUAAACAUG